CCUUUCCUAGAAUUCUCCUCAUCUCCUAGCCUGCCUUUCAUCCUGCCUCUACUGGUCAAACAGUGUUUUAUUCAUCAACCAGUAAAAGAAACAUAUAUACAGAAGGACAUCCCCCUUCAAAUUUCCUCUCAUCAAGAGACAAGGAAACCGGGUGCUGACGUGGCUCAUAGCCAUCUAACACCCUCCUCUGAACCCUGCAGGCACUGACAAAACACUUGUACACACAAAAGCAGUCUAAAAACUUAAAAAAGAAGAGGUAAGGAAACUGAGUCUUGCCAGAUGGAAUGAUGGUUGCCUGUAAGGCAGAGGCAGGCUGAUGAACUCUGUGAACCUGAGGCCAUCACAAUCUACAUAGUGAAUGGCAGGUUAGUCAAAGAUGCCUAGUGAGACCCUGUCUCAGAAAAAAAGAGUUAAGGAAACUGCAGCGCAAGGAUAGUGGAUGGCUUGUUACUAAGAGAAUAGCAAGUAGGACUGAGACUGGAUCUCUUACUGCAGAACUCUGCAAACCUCAGGUUGGAAGGAGCCUUUUGAGUUCUGGCUUCAGGAGGCUGCAUCUGACUUACACUUCCAGGAUCACAAAAGAAAAAUACAUGGGAGAAGGAGUUGUUGGUAGAAAGCAAAGGAUUAGUUUAAGAUCGGCAUUUAGGAUGAAGUAGAGUUUGGCCAGAUUGGUGGAAAUGGAGGAAAUGGAGUAUUGGAGCGCUGACCUUCCCAGAAAGGGGUGGGUAGGAGGAAAUCUGGGUGACUGUGGCAGAAGAUGACUAAUUCUCAUGACUGCUGCUGCUGAAGCAGGCUUGUGAAGUGGGAAUCUGACAGUUGUGUGAAAAUUGGGAGCACAGUAGAGCUCAGGAUCUGGGCAUGGCGUCUUAAUAGACAUGACUCCAUGAUUUGGACCAGCUACUGGAGCUAAGAAGAUCGAUGGAGUAUCACUUUUAUUUUCACAUUCUGAUGGGAUGAGAAUACCCACCCCACCCCCCAAAAGAAAAUCAGUUAUGAAGCAGUGUGACAGUGUUAUCGUAAAAGUAGAGAACUAACUCGGAAGGGGCAGAGAUAGGGACAGUUUUAUUCAAGGCUAAGCUGGGCCUGAGAGAACAGAAUGUACAAAGACAGGGAAGGAGUAUGGAGUGUGGAGAGCUAGGCAAGGUGAAUCAGGAUUGGGGGCUGAAUGUAUACGUUUGUGCCAGAUCCCUCCUCUCGCCAGAGGAGUUUAUUUAGUAUGUGUAUGGGCGCAUGUACCAUCAUAUGUGUGUGUGUCAAGGUCAGAGAACAACUUGUAAGAGUCAGGUGGUAGGUGCCUUUACCCACUGAGCCAUCUCUUAGUUUGAAGGGGGUUAAUCCACUUCUAGUUUGGGCCUUUAAGGUAGGAAGACACACACCUUUGAUGUGGAUCUUGAGGCAGGAAGACUUGAGCCUUAAAUUUGGAUCUUGGGGUGGGAAGACACACUGCUUUAAUUAAUCCAAACAUUGAAUCUGGAAGACUUACCCUUAAUAUGGGGCCAUACCUUCUGCUGGAAGGGCAUAGAAGAAGGAAGCUUUUGCUCUUCGCCCGCUUACCCUUAUCUGGCUAGCACAGCCAAUCCUUCACUGGCAUUGGAGCCUACUUCUUCAGGAUUCCAGCAUAUACAGACGACCAGCUGAGACACCCAACUUUGUGAGAUUUGGCAACUUCUAGAUUCUUGGACUUUCAUUCAUGGCUAGCCAUUGUUGGAUUAGCUAGACUGAAGCCUGAUUCCAGUAAAUCCCCUUUUUAUAUAAAGAUUCUUUCCAUAAGUUCCGUGACUCUAGAGAACCCUAAUACACCAACUGUCAUAAAAUAUUUGUUGCUUCCGUUACUUUACAUAUCCUUAGUUUAUGUUCCACAUGGAAGAAUAUUUUUCAGUUAAAUAAUGUGUGACAUUGAUCAUAUACCAAAGAUGCUAAGAGAUAAUAUUUAUUAUAGGUGUCUCAACUUUGAUUAAAAAAAAAUUAGUAACUCCCUGUUAGCUUGCUUAGAUGCUCUGUUCUCCGCCCCCCAAAUGAAUAGUCUGAACUUCCUGGUUGCACUUACCCAUGGGUGGAUUUUGAGUCUACUGGCUCCAUUUGUGAUUAAUUUUUGAGACAGGGCCUCACUAGACCCCUGGCUGGCCUAGAACACUUAGUAGACCAACCUGGCUUGGAAUUCAGAGAUCCACCUGCCUCUGCCCCCUACCCUGGGAUUAAAGUUGUGUGCCACUGUGUCAUACCUUCUGUUUGUGAUCCCCACACCCCAAGAUCUCCCCAUUCACAAUACAGACUAGGUACAGCAGCCUGGACUGAAGUGUACAUGGCAUCGGUUUACUCUGCCUCCUCUUUCUAUAGAGGCAGAAUAUGAAAGCAACCUGUCCUUAAGGAUGAAGAAGCCACCAUUUGUAAUUUCAGAAACACUGGUUUAGCUGGGUGUGGUGGCACCCACCUGGAAUCCCACGACUUGGGAGAUAAAGGAGGAUUAGGGGUGUAAUGUCACCCUUGACUACGUAGCAAGUUUGAGGCUGGAAUGGGGCAGACCUUGUUCUACAAUAACAACCCCACUACAUUGAUGAACUGGCCUUUCCUGCCUGAUAGCCAAUUUGUGAAAAAUAAGCGCACCUCUCCUCCCCAAAUUUGUGCUCCAGUGAUUUCAGCCAUCUUCAUUCUGCUUUGGUUGCUGCUGGUAUUUGUAGCUUUAUGCUGUACAUUAUAUAUGCUGGUAUGCCUGCCGAACCUAACUUUCAGUUUGUUUUGUGAAUUGCUCCGUAAUCCACACCUUUAUUUCUUCAUGAUGGUAUGGAAGCCCGGGAAAGUCAAGACUCUAGCCUUGUACUUCACAGGGCUGGAUGAAACCCCAAGUGGCUAACUAGGACUCUUUGGUACAGGCUUUGAGUGAUUGCAGAGGAUGGUAGAAGGUGAGGCUUGGGUUCCCUACUCAGAAUUCUAGGAGCUACAAGGAGGAGCUGUGAUGUUCCAGAGCAGGCUGGAGGCCUGUUGUGUUCUAGAGAUUGUGCUUACCUGUCUCAGGUAGUUGACUGGUGUUCUUUUCAUAAAUCGUUUGUCUGUUUCAGCCCAGUAACUUCCUCUUGGUAUCGUUCAGGUUCCCCACACCUUAAAAGCAAAACAAAACAGAUGACGGACAAGUCCAAGCUGGAAGGGCAGAAAGUGGGUUUGUUGGCUCAUGGGACUGACAGGUUUAAGGGUAGGGCCAGCUUUGGGCACAGGAAUUGAAAGAUUGCUGUCAAGAUAUGCUUUUUCCCUUCAUCUCCCGAGAUUGGCGUACUUCUCAAGAGAUUGGCAGUUUGCAUAGCAGAAUGAUUGUUUUAAGGAACUGCAAUCCAAAUGACUUUACCUCUUGGUAGUUCCCAAGAAACCACAAGAAAUUUUCCCCUUUCUCAUCUAGGUCUCCUUGUGAUUUGUGUUUUUCCUUGAAUCAAAGGGUGUGGGUUGUUAAUAUACAUAAGACCCAUGUUUUCGAUUCACCCUGGAACUGAGGGAGAGCUCCACCCUGAGGAUGGACUCCCCAGAAAUGACCUGAGGCGAAAGCUACCACAGGAAAAGAAGAAUGGAAGGUCAUAGGCCGCUUCGAUCACCAGAGGGUGAACUUUAAACAAUGUUUGCUGGUGGACCAAAGAGCACAGUGUCUUUCCCCACUUUCAGAUCCCUUGCUUUGUAACUAUUUCUCUCUCUGGCUGUUUGUUUUCCUGCUCUCUUUUCGUGUUAGGCACACAUGAUGAGAUUUUGUUUCCUAUCCAUCAGCUUAGCUAAGUUUGUAAAGCUGGUGGUACCAGCUGUGGAGCUGGUUGGUGGGAACGGACGUACAUCACCACAGUUGCUUUGGAAGCAACAAUUUGGACCUUUCUAGUAAAAUUGAGUUUAUGUCCAUAUGUCUGUCUGUGUGUGUGUGUGUGUGUGCACUCAUAGGGUCAUUUGUGGUGUUUGUAAUGGUCCAGACUGUAAAUAACCCAGGUGGCCAUCAGAAGUAGGAGCCGUAAAGAACUGUAGUCACAGAGCAGCAAUGACAAUGAGCAAAGUCAGCACAGUCACAAGAGUAAACCUCACUGCCAUGUUAGUAUAAGCAGAAUGGACAAUCUCAAAUUGGGAUUCCAUUCUCUGGAUGGAAAAUCAGGGUGUGCCGGGGAGGGGGGACCCACACAUUGUUUAUGGAUGAUGCAUAGCUAGGUCUAAAACUCAAGAAAGGGAAGAGAGCGAUUACCACCAUUAUAACAUUAUUCCUCCACAACCAUUCUCUUGGCUAGUUCCUGAGCCUUCCGGAAUGAACCUUGUCCACUGUUGAGUUGAUGAUAGAGACAUAUACAUAUAACCUGUUAUGGUAUGGUCGGGAGUUGCCAGACCAGAGGGAGUGGUGUUUGGCUGAGAACUCCAGCAGGAAAAGGAGUCAAAGUGGAAAGGGAUGGUGGUGAGGCAGGAGGUUUGGUUUCACUCUUGAUUGAGAUGGAGUGGCAGUAAGUGAAUUGGGAGACACAUGAGCAGGCCUGGGUUAACUGGAGGCUCUCAGAAUAAAAAAGGAAGGGAAAGAGUUUUUUACUUUAUUCCUGGGGUGCCGGAAAGCCAUUUGGAGGGUUUUAACCAGUGAGCACAUUGGCACUUUAUACUGUGUUGGGUAUGUUUGAGGGGCAAAAAGGAAAAUGGCUGUGGUGACUGGAGCAGUACCAACUGAGAUGAGAGGUUUAAGAGAAGCCCUUCCGGGCUUACAGUCCCUCUGUUGAAUCUGAUAGCUUCGGUCAUUAGAGAGAUGUCAGCAUUAAAUGAAAAGGAGUUCCUCUUCUGUUCCCUGUGUAACCUUGGUGCCUGAAACACACUGGACACUCGGCACCAAAGGACAGAGGUGGACAGUGGAAGGACCUCCACGCUGAGAAGUGCCUCUCUCAUCAUCUCUGCCAUUCGGCAGACCAAGCCAAGGAAGGCUCUGACAUCACUUUUCCCCAUCACUGACAGACAUUCAAAUCGCCUUGGGAGUUUCUGUGAGCUUUUUGUUUUGUCAGUGUUUUGCUUUUUUAACCAAAUCCUGGGCCCAUCUCCAGAGAGCCUGUUGAUGGGCAAAGUCUACCGAGCUUUGUUGAUGGACUUCCUUCGUAACCGUCAGUGAUAGUGUUGCGGUUCCAGCAUUGCAAACCCUGCAUGGUUACCUUCCCUCCAUCCGUAGCAGAGCCACCUCCCUGCGCAGCACUGCAUUGUAUACCACAAGGUCUGGUCUCUGAGGAAGAAAGACCCAGGGAACAGACACCCACAAGCUAAGGGCACCAUGGCAGCGUCAGCCCCCUUGAGGAGCCUGGAGGAGGAGGUGACCUGCUCCAUCUGCCUGGAUUAUCUGCGGGACCCCGUAACCAUCGACUGUGGCCAUGUCUUCUGCCGCAGCUGCACAGGUGAUAUCCGUCCCGUGUCCGGGAGCCGCCCAGUCUGUCCGCUCUGCAAGAAGCCCUUUAAGAAGGAGAACAUCCGGCCCGUGUGGCAGCUAGCCAGUCUGGUAGAGAACAUUGAGCGGCUGAAGGUAGACAAUGGCAGGCAGCCAGGAGAGCUGGCCCGAGAGCCGCAGGACAUGAAGUUGUGUGAGCGGCACCAGGAGAAGUUGCACUACUAUUGCGAAGACGAUGGCAAGCUGCUGUGUGUCAUGUGCCGCGAGUCCCGGGAACACAGGCCCCACACUGCGGUCCUGGUGGAGAAGGCUGCCCUGCCACACAGAGAAAAAAUCCUGAACCACCUGAACACCUUAAGGAGAGACAGAGAAAAAAUUCAGGGCUUUCAGGCCAAGGGAGAAGCUGAUAUUACAGCUGCACUGACGAAGCUGCAGGAGCAGAGACAGUACAUUGUGGCAGAAUUUAAGCAGGGCCACCAGUUUCUAAAGAAGCGUGAGCAGCACCUGCUCGACCAGCUGGCCACCCUGGAGCAGCUCCUCACCGAGGGCAGGGAGAAGUUCAAGACCCGGGGCGUCAGUGAGCUUGGUCGGUUGACUCUGGUCAUCUCCGAGCUGGAAGGCAAGGCACGGCAGCCGGCUGCAGAGCUGAUGCAGGAUGCCUGCUCUACACAGGACACCAAGGACUUUGCCAACAGGUACCCCCGGAAGAAGUUUUGGAUUGGGAAAGCCAUCCCUCACAUGGUUAAAAGAAAGGCAGGAGAAUUCUCAGAUAAACUUCUCUCUCUGCAACGGGGCCUGAGGCAGUUCCAGGGCAAGCUCCUGAGAGACCUGGAGUAUAAGACAGUGAGUGUCACCCUGGACCCCCAGUCGGCCAGUGGGUACCUGCAGCUUUCCGAGGACUGGAAGUGCGUGAUCUAUACCAGCCAUUACCAGAGUGACUGCCUGCACCCCCAGCAGUUUGACUGUGAGCCAGGCGUGUUGGGCAGCAAGGGCUUCACCUGGGGCAAGGUGUACUGGGAAGUGGAGUUGGAGAGAGAAGGCUGGUCAGAGGAUGAGGAGGAGGAUGGGGAGGAGGAGGAGGACGGGGAAGAAGAGGAAGACGAUGAGGAGGCUGGCUAUGGGGAUGGGUAUGAAGAGUGGGAAACAGAUGAGGAUGAGGAAUCUCUAGGGGAGGAAGAGGAGGAGGAAGAGGAGGAGGAGGAGGAGGUUCUGGAAAGCUGCAUGGUGGGAGUGGCCAAAGACUCUAUGAAGAGGAAAGGGGACCUCUCCCUGAGGCCAGAGGAUGGCGUGUGGGCCCUUCGGCUCUCCUCCUCAGGCAUCUGGGCCAACACCAGUCCCGAGGCCCAGCUCUUCCCAGUGCUGCGGCCCCGGAGGGUGGGCAUCGCCCUGGAUUAUGAAGGGGGCACUGUGACAUUUACCAAUGCAGAGUCACAGGAACUCAUCUAUACCUUCACGGCCACUUUCACCCGGCGCCUGGUGCCCUUCCUGUGGCUCAAGUGGCCAGGAACACGCCUACUGCUGAGACCCUGAGUUCCAGAACCGGCCUGGGCCACACUACAGAAUCUUCAGUUCUCUGAGAUUCCAGGACUCUGAGAUGAAGAAGGGUUGCCUGGAUCCCAUACCCAUGGAAACUUCCUUUCUUUGGGAUCCCAAGACCGUGUGAAGAAAUGUUCUUGGCCAAAGCACCAGGGGGAGGAAAGAAGAGGGACAUUACAUCCAAUUGCCACCCAUCUCCCCACUGCCGUGGCCACGCCCUCUCUCAGCACUGUCCCUUCAUCUCUAUUUCUUGUUGUAGCUUCUCACCCUCCUGCUCAUUUCCUCUGGCAUCUCCUGCUCUGAAGACCAAAUGACUCCCUCCUUCCUAAGCACCCAUUUGUCUUAGCUCCAUGUUCUCUGUUGAGUAGGGGCAGCAGCAGCAGCAUUUUCUGGUUCAGGUGUUAUGCAGUGCUCCCAGGUAUUGAGGGAGACCAUCAGUGACACUUGAAGCAAUUUUUGCUGUUCUCAAAUUUAAGGUUCCCUUUACCUGAAACCACUCUAUUGCCUACCUUCCCUGGCUUCUUAAGCUCACUUUUCCUCCCCCACCAGAGUUAAAUAUCUGAAAGAAGCAGGGAUGAACAGUUUCCAUGGCUGUGUGAGUUUGUGUUCUGGAGUGCUGGUGGAAUCAUCUCCUGGUGUGGUUAGCAAAGCUCAUGGCCUCCAAACCUAGAGCUGAGGAGUGGGAUGCCCCAGGGCCAUCUGUGUCUCCAAAAGCAUCUAGGUACUGUGAUUCAGGCAGCAGCUUUAGUCAAUAAAUUACCUCUGCAGAUUAGUCCUUGUGAGGGGAGUUUUUUUAAACAAUCCCAACAUCUUGCUCUUGAUCAGUGGUUCUAAAAACACAGAGACUAAUACCCAAGAGGUCAGAACUACCCCUGCCUCAGAGUCUCCAGCCUUGUCUCCGGGAUAGCUUUAGGCCUCUGUUGUUGGCACCAAGGGGUGUCCAGAUCACUUACUUAGAUGGAUUGGAGAAGGGAAGACAGGAUCAUGGGGAAUCUUGAGAAUCCCCAUCCCAGGUCUUACUGUGGAGAGAGGGCCUGCAGUGUCUCGCUGCUGACCCAGCACCAGCCCCUUGGUCCAGUCACCCAGUGCCCACAGUUGAACACCAGCUCCUGCUUAGCCAAAACCCUCUUUUUAUCCUCAAACAUUCCAUGUUUCCUCUGCCUGUCCAAGUGUUAAGCUCCUCUUUGCUCCUGAGAGGCUGCACCCAGACACUGGAUCUUGGUGGCCUUAGAGUCACCACCCUGUCUCAAGACUGAGCACUAUAUGAAUAUAUCACAUGCUGCUGAGUCACUGGUAUAUACAACAGUGGCUCCCUCACCAACUUUUUGUCUUUCCUGGAGUUAAUUAUCCCUCUUCUCUUAUUUCCUGUGUCUUUAUUACUAAAUAAACUACAAGUUCUUUUCGGUGAUCAGAAAUCUCAA
This is a messenger RNA of Cricetulus griseus (Chinese hamster), 8319 nucleotides long. The record is from RefSeq and is a predicted model, not a curated record. Lineage: Eukaryota; Metazoa; Chordata; Mammalia; Rodentia; Cricetidae.